ACAGCCGAUGUCUUGUUCUGUUUUAGGAAGCAGUUGUGGCUGGUACCAAAGAUGCUUUGCUUACGUAGCAUUCUGGGAGGUCCCAGAGCAGUCCCUCAGAGGUGGACACUUCGGGCCACUCCGCCUAAUCUCCAGGCGUGGGCUUCGACUUGCAGUCCAGAGCCCGGGACUCGCACACAGGACGCCAAAGGCAAAGGGAGCUUGGAAGGCUUUCAUGCCAAGUUAGCCAAGGGACCCUCUUUGCAGCACUUCCUACACGGAGCUGCUCCUGCACAGAAGACCCUUUCUUGGCCCUCUGAAGUGGAGGAGGCCCCCGCAUCUCCUCAUGGCCUCAGCACCUGCUCCGAGCCACCAAGGAAAGUGUACCUAGAGACCUACGGCUGUCAGAUGAAUGUCAACGAUACAGAGAUUGCCUGGUCCAUCCUUCAGAAGAGCGGCUUCCUUCGGACGAGCAAACUGGAAGAGGCGGAUGUGGUUCUGCUUGUCACCUGUUCCAUCCGGGAGAAAGCUGAGCAGACGGUCUGGAACCGGUUGAAGACCCUAAAGGCGAUGAAGUCCAAGCGGCGUCGGUCACAAGGAACCCUACGGAUCGGGAUUUUAGGCUGCAUGGCCGAGCGGCUGAAGGAGAAGAUCUUGGACCAGGAGAAGAUCGUGGACAUUGUGGCAGGGCCGGACGCUUACCGUGACCUUCCUCGGCUCCUGGCGGUGGCCGAGACUGGCCAGCAAGCUGCCAACGUCCUGCUGUCCCUGGAUGAAACCUACGCAGACGUCCUGCCGGUCCAGACCGAUGCCAGUGCAACGUCAGCCUAUGUGUCCAUCAUGCGCGGCUGUGACAACAUGUGCAGCUACUGCAUCGUGCCGUUCACCCGUGGCCGCGAACGGAGCCGGCCCAUCGCCUCCAUCCUCCAGGAAGUACAGAUGCUUUCAGACCAGGGCGUGAAGGAGGUGACGCUCCUGGGUCAGAACGUCAACAGUUACCGGGACAUCUCCGAGGGCCAGUCUCUGAGCCCGGCAGCCCCGACCCGCCUGAGCCGAGGGUUCAGCACCAUCUAUAAGCCCAAGCAGGGCGGCUUGCGCUUUGCAGAGCUCCUGGAUCGUGUGUCUCGGGUCGACCCGGAGAUGAGGAUCCGGUUCACUUCCCCACACCCCAAGGACUUCCCGGAUGAGGUCUUCCAGCUCAUGCGUGAGAGGGACAACAUCUGUAAACAUCUGCAUCUCCCCAUCCAGAGCGGCAGCUCGCGGGUCCUGGAGGCCAUGAGGAGAGGGUAUACACGAGAAGCUUACUUGGAACUUGUUCAACACGUCCGGGAGUCUUUGCCAGGCAUCACCCUGAGCAGUGACAUCAUCGCCGGCUUCUGUGGGGAGACGGAGGCUGACCACCAGCAGACGGUGUCGCUGAUCCGAGACGUCCGCUACAACGCAGCCUUCAUCUUCGCUUACAGUGAGCGGCAGAAAACGCGGGCCUUUCACCGGCUGCAGGAUGAUGUGCCCCUGGAGGUGAAGCGCCGCAGGGUCAAGGAGCUGAUGACUGUGUUCCGGGAGGAGGCGUCCCGGGCCAACGCAGCUGCUGUGGGUCAGACCCACGUCAUUUUGGUGGAGGGUCCCAGCAGACGCUCCCCCUUGGACCUCUGCGGCAGGAAUGACGGCAACAUCAAAGUAAUCUUCCCCGAUACGGAGGUAGAUGAUGGCACUGGUCGGGGAGCCACCGUUGGCCUCAGGCCGGGCGACUACGUGCUGGUGAAGAUCUCUUCGGCCACCUCCCAGACACUGCAAGGCGUCCCCAUCCGUCGAACCACACUGAAGGAGUCGGGGGCAUUUUGCUGAUUUUUUUUUUUUUUGGCCGCCCGUGGAGGAGCUGAGGGGACGAGAAGCCAGCUUUCCCUUGUAAGAGGAACAGCAAAGGACUUGGAAACAGCCACCAGUGGGGCUCUCCUGCAUCCCCAGGCCUGAUCCUGGCCUCCCCCUGGCAGGACUGUGGUGGGCCAGGCUUCCACCCUGCACUUUGAGGGGUCACGAGUUUUCUGAAGCUGUUCUUGCCACGGUUGUGUAGACCUACACAGGUCUUUUCGCUGUAAGGAGGUCGUUGAUCCUGCUUGCAUAUUAUGGGCAGGGAUAGAGCCAUGCCCGGGGGCAGCUGGACCAACCCGGAGUAGCCGAGAGAGAGAGAGGCGGGAGUCAGAAGAAAGCGAUUCUUGCGCUUGUUCAAGGGGCCUGAUGGGAUUUACUGAGGAAGCUCUGAUUUCUUGAGUCCUUCCCCCACCCCCCAAAUGCCUGGCUUGCACCAAUGGGGUGGCGUCCAGAGCCCAUCCUGCAGUGACCUCUCCCUCUUUCCUGUCACCGGCGCACAGCUCCAGGGGCAUUGUUACGAGGCGUGGGCUGGCUUGGUUGACUGGGGACCUCCAGAUCCUCCAGAUUGGGUUGCUGGCCCCCACAAUUUCACACCCACUAGGCUGUGCCUGGCUGGGGAUGAUGAGCACUGGACUCACCUUUUGCCCACCCCCCUGCCCUCAGAGCAAUGUGUGUGGAUGGGAAGAGUCAAGAAUUCUUCCAGAACAUGCUUUGAAGGACUCGCCAUUUGGCCUGUUUGGGCCUCGGUAAGUCUGAACAGGGUUGCAACGAGACUCACGGCUGGGGAAAAAGUAAAAAAACUGUUGCCUCCAUUGACCCAGAUUCUGUAUGGACAAAUUCUGCAUGUCAUCAAAUAAAGAAAGCAGACGCGUC
Molecule: messenger RNA, 2721 nt
Organism: Pogona vitticeps (central bearded dragon)
Lineage: Eukaryota; Metazoa; Chordata; Lepidosauria; Squamata; Agamidae
Source: RefSeq, a predicted model, not a curated record